AUGGAUUUGAAAAAUGCAAUAUUAGUCAUCCUAUGCCUCUUGGCUAUGGUUGUUCUUAUAUCAUCAAAUGUGUCAGCAAGGGACUUGAUUGAGACUUCUUCUAAUACCAAAAAAGGGGUAAAUGAUGUCAAAAAUGGUUAUGGAGACUACAGUGAUAGUGGUAGCGGUGGUUACAACAAUGGUUAUCCGAAUAAUGGUGGUGGUGGCUACCAAGGUAAUGGUGAUGCUUAUAAUGGUGAUCAAGGUGAUGAUUAUGCAGAUAAUGGUGAUGAUUUCUCUGGUAAUGGUGGAGGUUAUAACGGUGGCCUCCCUAGUAAUGGAGGAAGCUACAACGGUGGUUUUAAUCCUGUUCAUGGUGGUAGUCAUAUUGGUGGUCACCAUGGUCAUCGUGGUGUUUAUUUUGGUGGAUAUGGUAGUGGUUACUUGGGUCAUGGUGGUGUUUAUAUGGGUGGUUAUGGUGGUGGUUUCUUGGGUAAUGAUGGUCACCAUGGUGAAGUUGUUGCUGUUCAAACUAAAGACAACACUCGUAACUAA
Molecule: messenger RNA, 534 nt
Organism: Vicia faba (fava bean)
Lineage: Eukaryota; Viridiplantae; Streptophyta; Magnoliopsida; Fabales; Fabaceae
Source: the annotation of a GenBank genome assembly